AGCGCCCUCAUUUCAGGAAGUGGUGGAUAUGAACGAAGAACGUCGUUUUUAAAGGACAAAACCUUUUUACAGUAUGAUUAUUUGAAAUAAUUCGUUUAUUUUUUUCAAUGAGAAUAUAACACUACUGCAAGAAUCAUUGAUAGUUCAGUGUAAAGAUGACUUUGCAUGUUUAAUUUCUUCAAGGGUGGGAACUGGAAACUAUGGUUUAGUUUUUAAUUAUUGAACUUCUCAGAAAUGGCAGCGAUCAGACGUGUGGUGGGCAGUAGGUGGUUACUUCACUCUGAAUUUUUAAGAAUAUCAAUUUCUAGAUAUUUCAAGACCUCGAGCAGCUGCAGGACUGUCAUGCCUGCAUGGGUCAUUGAUAAAUAUGGAAGCAAUGACGUUCUGCGAUUCACCAAAAACGCCAGCUUCCCAGUCAUUAACUACCCAAAUGAGGUUAUUGUCAAGGUGUUUGCAGCUGGGCUGAAUCCAAUUGACAUCAGCAUGAGAGGUGGCUAUGGUGCUGCAACACUCUCCAUGAAGAGAGACCCUUUGAACAUUAAUCAGGCGGGCAGUGAAUUCCCACUCAUCCUUGGAAGGGACGUGUCUGGGGUUAUCAUGGAGUGUGGCCUGGAUGUGAAGUACUUCAAAGAAAGGGAUGAGGUAUGGGCUUCGAUACCACCAUGGAAGCGGGGCAGCCUGGCUGAGUUUGUUGUACUGAGUGCCAAUGAGGUUUCCCUCAAACCAAAGACACUAAGCCACACAGAGGCUGCAGCAAUCCCUUAUGUGGCGAACACAGCUUGGUCGGCACUUGUCAACACUGGAGGGCUCACCAAAGAUAACUGUGCUAAGAAACGUGUUCUGAUCCUUGGAGGGUCCGGGGGAGUGGGAACAUUUGCCAUCCAGAUGCUGAAAGCGUGGGGAGCUCACGUGACCGUAACAUGCUCCCAGAAUGCCACGCGUUUUGUAAGGGGGCUCGGAGCGGACCACGUGGUGGAUUACACAGCCGGCCCUGUCGAAGUGCCACUCGCUGCUCUAGACAAGUUUGACCUGGUCCUGGAUAACAUUGGUGGCAGCACAGAACGUUGGGCGUUGGAUCUACUCAAGCCGUGGAGUGGCGCCAAGUACGUCACUCUAGUUACGCCCUUCCUCCAAAACACUGACACCCUGGGCAUUGCUGAUGGAAUGAUGCAGACCGCUGCCACUGUGGCCAGCAAGGCCCUCAAGCAUCUUGUUAAGGGGGUCCACUAUCGUUGGGGAUUUUUUGCACCAAGCGGUCCAGCAUUGGAUGAAAUAAGGGAGAUGGUAGAUGCAGGCCAGAUCCAUGCAGUUGUAGAAGAAACCUUCAGCUUUACACAGGUGCCUCAAGCCUUUGCCAAGGUGGAGAAAGGGCAUGCCCGAGGAAAGACUGUAGUCCAGAUCAACGAUGGAAGCAAACAAUGACAAUAAUGUGUAGCACCUAAUGUGCGUGACUGCUGAAAUUGAGUAUAUACUUUUUAAGUAUGCUAAACGCUGGGACUUGUAUUUGAAUUCUCAUGCUAUAUUAAACUUGUACAUUUUGAAUAGAUUUUUUUUUUUUUAACAGUAGGCGAUGAUUGCUAAUUUUUAUCAUAAAAUCUUACAAACAGGGCGGCACGGUGGCUGAGUGGUUAGCACGUCUGCCUCACAGUUCUGAGAUCAAGGGUUCAAUCCCGGGCUUCGGCCUUCCUGUGUGGAGUUUGCAUGUUCUCCCCGUGCCUGCGUGGGUUUCCUCCGGGAACUCCGGUUUCCUCCCACAUCCCAAAAACAUGCAUGGUAGGCUGAUUGAACACUCUAAAUUGUCCAUAGGUGUGAG
This is a messenger RNA of Corythoichthys intestinalis (scribbled pipefish), 1813 nucleotides long. RefSeq names its product reticulon 4 interacting protein 1 (gene rtn4ip1). The record is from RefSeq and is a predicted model, not a curated record. The transcript has 9 exons. Bases 235 to 1422 code for a protein of 395 amino acids. Gene Ontology annotation, molecular function: oxidoreductase activity. Gene Ontology annotation, cellular component: mitochondrion. NCBI's taxonomy places the organism in Eukaryota, Metazoa, Chordata, Actinopteri, Syngnathiformes, Syngnathidae.